Messenger RNA from Cyphomyrmex costatus, 3207 nucleotides. RefSeq lists its product as uncharacterized. Gene Ontology annotation, biological process: proteolysis. The transcript has 3 exons. NCBI's taxonomy places the organism in Eukaryota, Metazoa, Arthropoda, Insecta, Hymenoptera, Formicidae. The record is from RefSeq and is a predicted model, not a curated record. Gene Ontology annotation, molecular function: aspartic-type endopeptidase activity. Bases 1 to 3207 code for a protein of 1068 amino acids.
AUGAGUUUAACGGAAAACGAAGCGAAAAUUAGGCGAAGAACUAUAAAGGCUUCUGCCACACGAUUGCGUAGUUAUGUAGAAUCUCCGCAAGCCGAGCAUGCAACAAAGUUUGAAUUGAUUGAACGUAAGAAAAAGUUAGCGGACUUAUUUCAGCAAUUCGAUGAAGUCCAAUCAUCCAUUGAAUGUUUUGAUUCGAGCCUUGAUGAUCCAAACACAACCGCGGCACAUGCUGAAGAGCGUGCUCGGUUUGAGGAAGCAUACUUUCACCUCAUGGCGAUUUAUGAACGACGUAUCAGUCAGCUUGAACAUGCGGAUAUUAACUUUCAAUUUGCUAAUAAUAAUAAUUUUAAUCAAGCUGCACCACGAAACAACACAGAGUCACAAAUUAAGUUACCAAGAAUUCAAUUACCUACAUUUUCGGGUGCUUAUGAAGAUUGGUGCACGUUUCAUGAUUCGUUCGAUAAUCUUAUACAUAAUAAUGCGAGUCUAUCAGCAAUACAAAAAUUUCAUUAUUUACGUUCGUCAUUAAAGGACAAGGCUGCUGAGGUUAUUAAGGCCUUUGACAUUACAGUUGAUAAUUAUACUGAAGCUUGGAAGUUGCUUAAUGAGCGUUUUGAUAAUAAGAAGCGUAUAGUUCAAACACAUGUUAGGGCAAUGUUUGAGAUAACUCCAAUUCAUAAGGAAAAUUAUACCGCCUUGCGGAAUUUGCUUGAUAACGUACUUAAACAUUUCAGAGCUCUUAAGGCCCUUCAAAGGCCGGUAGAAUCUUGGGACGACAUGAUGGUCCAUUUGGUAGUGGCCAAGCUUGAUUCUUCUACAGUUAAAGAGUGGCAGACAAGUCGUGUGGACAACGCAAUACCUACUUUCAAGGAACUUACUGAUUUUUUAGCACAGAGAUGUGAGGCUUUGGAAGCUACCUUUAACAAGUCAUUAACAUUACGAUCAAAUUGUGAAUCUCCGAACAGUUCUCGAGAGGCCAAGAAUCCUAGUUCACAUGUAAGCACAUCGAAUCAGGUUUGUGUUCAUUGCAAAAAUAAUCAUUUCAUAUUUCAAUGUGAGGCAUUCCGCAAAUUACCUGUUGAAAAACGUUUUGAAGUCGUAAAAAAUUCACAUUUAUGCAUUAAUUGUUUGAAAGCUAAGGGACAUCAAGCAAAGGAUUGUAUGUCUAGUUCUUGUCGAAAAUGUGGAAAGUCACAUAAUACGUUAUUACAUUUUGAGUCUAAGGCUAACACAACAAAUAUUGAAAAUCAAUCUUCUAACGAUUCUUCCAAAACAACUAAUGUGUCAUUGUCAGAGUCUACAUCGCCAGUAGUUACUCAAUGCACUCAAGUCAAUGCAUCUAAGAUUUUUCUUUCUAUCGCUAUAGUUACUGUGUACGAUGAUCAAGGACAGCCUCAUGGCUACAGAGCCUUGUUGGACAGCGGUUCGCAAUUAAAUUUUAUUACACAAAACUUAGCGAGCAAGUUGGGGCUUAACUGUCGUGCAAUAAACAUGUCGAUUUGUGGAGUCGCGGAAGGAACAUUUGGAUCAAAGGAAAUAACUAAUGUUAGUUUUCGAUCGCGAAUCAAUAAGUAUACGAAUAAUCUUGAAUGCGUAGUCCUUCCUAAAAUCACGCAAAACUUACCACAAGAAUUUUGUCCAAUGUCUGAGUUUAAGCUUCCAACAAAUAUUGUUCUUGCAGAUCCUAAUUUUAAUAUUCCUAGUGAGGUCGACUUACUCAUAGGGGCUCAGAUGUUUUGGCAGCUCAUUUGCAUAGGUCAAAUUAAGGCGUGCAGGGCGCAUCCCACGCUACAAAAAACUAAACUUGGUUGGGUGGUUUCCGGUUCUACAUACGGACACUCGAACAGCAUGGCAGUUGCAUCCUGUCAUAUUACUUCAAUUAAUAAUUUAGAAAAAUGUCUGUCCAGAUUCUGGGAGGUCGAACAUGAUGUCGCUUCCGAAUGUAAAGUUCAAUACACUUCUGAAGGGCAAAGAUGUGAAACACAAUUUCAAGAAAAUGUUUCUCGCGAUCCUGAAGGUCGUUUCAUAGUCAAAUUGCCCAUUAACGAUGAUAAAAUGCAACAGUUAGGCGAGUCUUAUGAAAUUGCAAAGCGUCGUUUCCUCAAAUUAGAAAGGCGUUUAUCUUUUCAACCGGAAGUAUAUUCACAAUAUAAAAAAUUCAUGCAAGAGUAUAUUGAUUUGAAUCACAUGCGCGAGAUAAAAUUGUCUACAAAUCAAGAAGUAGCUUAUUACUUGCCACAUCAUCCAGUGUUUAAAGAAAGUAGUACGACGACAAAAUUAAGAGUAGUAUUUGAUGCUUCAUGCAAAAGUGCAUCGGGAUUGUCAUUGAAUGAUGCAUUAUUGGUUGGUCCGACUAUUCAGGAGGAUCUAUUUUCACACUUAGUGCGUUUCCGCACAUUUCGAUAUGCAAUGACUGCAGAUAUAACUAAAAUGUAUAGGCAAAUUUUGGUGGAUGAAUCUCAACGACAUUUGCAGCGUAUUUUUUGGCGCAAUGCUCCUCAAGAUGAGCUGAGAAUUUUCGAACUCUUAACUCUUACAUAUGGCACUGCUCCAGCCUCAUUUCUCGCUAUUAGGACUAUACGAAAGCUUGCAGAAGACGAAAUAAAUUCAUUUCCUGUCGGUUCAAAGACAAUAUUACGUGAUUUCUAUGUAGAUGAUUUGCUCACAGGCGCAUCUACUCUCCAAGAGGCAUUGGAAAUAAAAACACAAACUAUCGAAUUGUUAAAAAGGGGAGGUUUUGAGCUGAGAAAAUGGUCAUCCAAUAGUUCAUCGCUUCGAGAUGCACAGGGAACUCAUAAGAAAAGGUUCAUUUUGGCUGGGGAUCAUGGAUUACUAGGACCAUCUAUCGUAAUUGCUAAAAUCAUAAUGCAAGAGUUAUGGCGCGCUAAAGUUGAUUGGGAUGAGUCAAUAUCCCACGAAUUACAUACACGUUGGAAGGAAUAUGAGCAUAAAUUACAGAGUCUUGGUAGUAUUGAAAUUUCACGCAAGGUUAUCACAUCUGAUGAUGUACAAGUCAGGGAAAUUCAUGGUUUUUCAGAUGCAAGCCAACAAGCAUAUGGUGCAUUUAUGUACAGCUGCGAGGAAAUAUCACAAGAGCUGGUGAUAGAGGUGUGGCGAUGCUUAUUCGGAGCAGCUUGCGUUUUGACCCUAUUGAUCUGUUCGCCUUUUCCCACCCAUCAUGGGAAAUCCAGGGAGCCACAUUUAUAA